AACCCCCUGAAUGAGUAGGUGUUCUAAAACUUUUGACCGGUAGUGUAUAUAUAAACACUAAUACUAACAUGCAUCCGUAGAGAUAACAUUUAAGUAGUGAAGCCAGUAUUUGCUGUUUGUGGACUUUAGAAGUAAAACAGAAAACUUUGGCCCUCUGACAAACACUUGUGAUCCCAGAGCAAAUCACCACCCAUCUUUGCACUGUAGAACCAGGCCUAAGCUGUGCCACACUGACCACUAGCCAAGCAAUCCUCCUUUUAAUUGGCUCUCAAUUCCUCUCAGCCAAUUAGUGGUUCCAUGUCCAGCAGCAAUAGGUACUUUGUUAUUGCUCUGUAAAAGUGAGUGGUUCAAUAAUUGCUAUGCAUUGAUAAUCACUGUUAUUGAAUCUUAAAUAUCAACGUUAUUGUGACAGGGUAGGAACCAUCGUUUCAGCCAAUGUUUCCCAGCUGACCUUAAUUGGUGUUGAACAUGUGAAAUGUAUAAAAGCACUCUAGAGUUCUUUUUAGGUAAGCGUUUGGUACUGGAACAUCCAUUGUAGGGGUUUUGUCAAGUCUAAUUUCUGUUUGUUCUGUAUUGCAGGCUAGCUGUUGGGAUAUGACGCUGUAUCUGCCUGUGCUCUUGCUGCUCUGCCUCUGUCGGCUGGGACUGACUGAUGAAACUAGUAUGGUAGCUCCUGAGGACCACUCCUGUGGAGAGCCGGUGUUCAGACAGGAGGCCUUGCGGUCAGUAGGAGGUGCUGUAGAGAGACUGGGCUGGCAGCUACUGAACAGCCUGCAGACAGGGCCGGAGCAGCCCAACGUCAUCUUAUCACCCCUAAGUGUGGCCCUCGCACUGGCACAGCUCGCACUGGGUGAGGCACGUGUGUGUGUGCGCAUGUAUAAUGUCAAGAGAGCUCAUAACGAGACACAGAAGUUGUUGCUCAGUUCUCUACACGCCCACACCAUACCCUGCUACCAUCACACCCUGGGCAGCUUGCUCCAACACCUCACCAACACUUCCCUACAGGUGGCCACACGCAUGUACCUGCGUCCAGAGUUUGAGGUGUACCAGUCCUUUGUUGCAGAAUCCCUGCAUAGGUACAGAUCAGAGCCCGCCCCCCUGAUCUCAGUGGAGGAGGUCAACCAAUGGGUGGAGGAUGCCACCAAAGGUCACAUUACCAAUUUCCUGCCUAGUAUUCCGCAUGACAUCGUGCUCAUGCUUAUCAAUGCUGUGCAUUUCAAAGGUGAGUGGGAGGCUCGCUUCGACCCUCAGCUCACACAGAAGGAUGUCUUCUACCUGGACAAUAAGAACUUUGUCCAUGUGGACAUGAUGCGUUCAGCCAAGUACCCACUGAGCCUGUUAGAAGAUGGGGAGCUUGGGGCUCAGGUCGCACGUUUUCCAUUUAAGGGAAACACCAGCUUCCUGGUAGUGAUGCCGUUGCCAGGAAGAGGAAAUGUGUCAUCGCUGGUGACCAAACUGAACAUCUCGGACCUGUACAGGCGUCUACCUCAGGAGAGCACCAUGCAGGUCCAACUGCCCAAGUUCACCCUGCAGUACCGUCAAGAGCUACAGGAGGCGCUGACCAGCAUGGGUUUGGGAUCUCUGUUCUCUGGUCCUGAUCUGUCCGGUAUCUCGGCGGUUCCUCUGCAGGUGUCCAGUGUGCGUCACGCCUGCGGGGUGGAGCUGAGUGAAGAAGGGGCUGAUGCGUCUGCAGCCACCUCUGUUACCAUGAUGCGCUCCAUUCCCAUCUUCUUCGUAAACUCCCCCUUUCUGUUCGCCCUGGUAGACCACGCCUCCCUUGCUCCCCUCUUCCUGGGCACUGUCACUAACCCUGCCCCUGACACCAGCCCAAUGCGGAUUAACAGUCUUCUCGGUGAUGAUCCCCAUGGCAACAGGACCCAAAGUGACAGCACUAAUAGUAACAACGACGUACAGAGCGACGGUCCCCAUAACAGCAACAAUGUACAGUGACCAGCCACAAAGUGAGAAUGCAGUGUGGUGCCCAUGCGGGAGGGGAGGCGCAACAGCAGCCCCUGAAUGAAGUGGAGGGGAAACUCCAACACCCAAGUGGCAGGGCAAAGAUCCUGUGCCAACCCCUCUCAUAUGGUUCCUUCCUAAACCAACUUUGAUGCCCAGCCUUCCCAAACCCAUCUCUCACUCUUCUGUCCUGAACGACACUGCCCGACCAGCUGGUCAUAUAUGGAUCCUAUCCCUCGUAUAGCAAAACCCUAUCCCAAUCCAAAAGGCACAGUUCCCAGACAAAAAUCAACCCCUAUGCCUAGACACCUGACAACUUCUCACAGUACCUCCCCUCCCCAGUGUAUGCCCCCUGACUACAACCCAAUGAGGUAGGAGAGACCAUGGACCUGUCCCAUACUACACUGUGUGGAUGAACACUCAAAUUGGAUGCUAUUUUUACACUUGGUUGUGCACUGUCUUACACUAUUUGUUGUGCUUUGUGAUGUCAUACUUUCUCAUUCUGAUUAUUCCCACCUCUGGUAUUGAUUAAAGAAAAGGGCUAAAGUCUCA
Coregonus clupeaformis (lake whitefish) is the source of this 2508-nucleotide messenger RNA. Its product is annotated as alpha-2-antiplasmin. The record is from RefSeq and is a predicted model, not a curated record. Gene Ontology annotation, biological process: negative regulation of endopeptidase activity. The transcript is spliced from 8 exons. Gene Ontology annotation, molecular function: serine-type endopeptidase inhibitor activity. Lineage: Eukaryota; Metazoa; Chordata; Actinopteri; Salmoniformes; Salmonidae. Bases 595 to 1950 code for a protein of 451 amino acids.